Gigantopelta aegis is the source of this 4667-nucleotide messenger RNA. RefSeq names its product sine oculis-binding protein homolog. Gene Ontology annotation, cellular component: nucleus. The transcript has 4 exons. The record is from RefSeq and is a predicted model, not a curated record. The coding region runs from base 742 to 3132 and encodes 796 amino acids. Gene Ontology annotation, biological process: animal organ development. NCBI's taxonomy places the organism in Eukaryota, Metazoa, Mollusca, Gastropoda, Neomphalida, Peltospiridae.
AAAAAAAAAAAAAAAAAAAGAAAAGAAGAUGAUCUGGGAUUAUUAUUACUUAAUGAUUCUUAUUAUUAUUUGGGGUAACAGUAAUAUAAUGUAGAUGGGUGACUUUGUACACAGACAAAAUUAAUUGCUAAGACCUGACCUUGCCUCGACCUGCACCUGCCCCCACCCCCACCCCCAUUUUAUGGAUAUAGUCUAAGCACGGUCCUGCUAUUGGUGACGUUAAAUCUUUAAUUACAGAGGGGUCUUCAUGACCUUGUCGUUCAGUGUACUUCCAUCACGCAAUGAAUAACCUUUCAAAAAAAAAAAAAAGAAGAAGAAGAAGAAGAAGAAAAAAAAAAGCCCAGAAGAGUUCCUGCGGUAACAGUCGUGCCCGCGCGCGCGCGUCUCCGCCGACUGGGACAGGGUGAAGGGAUCUGAGCGGUGACAAUGGCCCCGUGUCGGCUGCUCGACAGAUAGCGGGGUGUGUUCUGCAGAAGGGUCGGAUUACGCCACUCUGGAAGUGUAAUUCGCUACCACAAAGCGCCAGAAUUGCCGACACAUGCUCCGCAUGUUAUUAGUAUCAAUAUGGAAGAUCGGGUUGCAGACGGCUCGGCUUACAAGUCAAUACGCUGCGAGUUGAACCAGUAUCGUAUACCGAAGCCCUACCAAAUCGACUAGACAGUCGGAGCAACAGCAGUAGCUCUCGUUCACCAGCUUCCAUUUGGGAUUUUGUGUUUUCCCCCUGACUUCUUCUUCUUCACCAUGGAGAGUGAAAAAGAAAAUAACAACAACAACAACAACAACAACAACAACAGCCCUGAUACCAACACUUCGGACUCGGAAUCUUUGCGAGUUCCCAAAAUUAAGCAGGAGCCUGAUGAUGAAUUUAAGGACUAUGCUAAAGACAUGAUGAAGGAGAUGCUGGGGUGGUACGGCUACGACACCAAAGUCGACAACCGCGAGACGGAGACGCCAAAGGAAGAGAGGUAUCAGCUGGCGCCAGUCGACGACGGCAGUAGCGGGGUCGGCGAACUACCUCGAGACUGCGCCAGUACAGACGGCAGCGAGACCGACCACAUGUCUCGUGACAGCGACAACGGCAGACAAAGCUUGAAUGGUGAGACAGCACUAGCAGCCAAACAUCGAAAUUUGGUGUCUCUCAUCAACAAACGAGAUGCCCAAGAUCUGUUAGACUCUACGUCGCCAAUUCCAAUCAUUAUCUGUGCUUGGUGUCAGAAGAAUGGAUCAAAACUCUUUACCCUGAAGACUGCAUCCGGAAACAAGGCGUUUUGCAGCGAACUGUGUUUUAACCAGUGUCGGCGAGCCUCCUUCAAAAAGAACAAGAUCUGUGACUUCUGCAAGCACGUCAGACCUACAGUCAAUUAUGUGGAGUUCCAAGAAGGAGAAGUCCAGCUGCAGUUCUGCAGCAAGAAAUGCUUAGGACAGUACAAGAUGAAAAUAUUCAGUGAAACAAUUCGAAAUGCCAACAAAGGCGGCGAUGUUCCCCAGUCUCUUUCUCGCGAGAUGACAGAUCGGCAGAUUCUGAUCACACCUGACCUCUGGCUGAUGGAUGGCAAAGACAGGAACUCGACAGACAAUGACAAAAGGACAAAUUCUGAAGACAGUGGUGAACAGAGCCGUCAUAGACACAUUGGUGAUAGGAGGAGUUCAUUGUACAGAAAGCCGGGAAUGUCUGCUAAAGAACGGUAUGCCAAAGAUGAAGAGAAUAUUCAACAAGCAAUACGUGAAUCGAAAGAAAUGUGUUCGUCUAGUCCUUCAAAUAAAAGCAAAAUGUCACCGAUUAAAAUGCCAGUGACUCCUGUCUCAUUUACUCCCGAACACAUGAUGAGGUUUCCUCCACCUGCAGGAGGCAUGCCUCCCAGAUCUCUGAAUCCUCUUUUGAUGUCAUCGCUCUUUGGUCCUCAGAUUGCGGAAUUUGAUGCUUCUGCACACGAUCACCACGGUUUUGUAAAAGCAGCUAAAGAGAAACUCUCACGAAAACAUGUUGGAAUCCCAACAUCGUCACCAGAAACGUCGCCAUCCUCAUCGGAAACAUCUCCUAAUACGUUUAGCUUGUCUGCACCUUCCACCACGGCUUCAUCACAAAUACACGGAUCUGCUUUUCCACAAAUGUUUAAUCCAGCCAUGUUUCCCUUUGGCGUGGCGCCCUUUUCCAUGCCUCCAAUGAUGCCUGGAGAGCCGACAGUCCCUGGAGCACCAUUUUGGACACACAUGAACUUACUGGGCCCUGGACCGGGUACUUUUCCUCCAGGACCAGGGGCAGGGUUUUUCCCACAGUGUAGUGGAGUGCCCCCGGUCACUGUGAUGGUUCCAUUUCCAGUCAUUCUUCCUGUGCCAGUUCCUAUCCCAAUACCAUUACCAAUAACAAAAGAAAAACUAGAGAAGUUUUAUGCUGAAAAGAAAGCUUCAGCGGUUAAAAAUAACCAGGAUACCGAGACCGUGUACGGGGACUCUGAUAGGUGUGUGUCGUCGAACCCUUCGUUAGACGAAGUUUCUGAAAACCCCGUGAUACAUCUCCCUCAACAUUGCGUUGCUAAGGGCUGCUUGGAAUGCGCCGACUGCCAGGACAAGCAGCGGGCAGAAUCAGCAGACCUAGUUCUGCACAUCAGACGAAAGCGGGCAGGAAUAAGCGUUCUGGACUCCACCUACUCUAUUAAAAGAGCUUCUACGCCAACAGCAAGCAUGGAGCAAUCGUACUCUAACUACACCACGUUGGGCAAAAAGGCGAAAUUUGAACCAAGAAGUGACAGCGAUGGAGCAAUAGACCUGUCCGUGGACAGCACCACCCAAAAUCGAGAGGCUUUCGGCAAAGACAGUCAUGUGGUUUCUUCCAGUGAUGACCGGAUGUCGGCCGAGUCUCACGAAGUGGACUCCAGAGGAGAUCCUCUGAAGAUGACUCUGAAGGUUCCUCGAAUCCACAUCGUCUCAACCGUCAGCGAUCCUCCUCUGACGCAGCAGCUGCCGUUACCGCCAACUGAGCAUGCGUACUCGCUCAGGAGAAGUCUCAUCCUCGAUGCCCCUGCUCCUCCAAAGAAAGCUCCCAGUCCUUUUCAAGAGAGGCCAUACGUGCGGAGUAUUCCCAGAGACAUGUUAGAGGCUGCGAGACGGAGAGCCAGAAUCAGAACGAAGUGAACUGUCAAUGUGCUGCUCCUUAUUAUUUCUCUCCUCCUGUUCCCCUGUUCCUCCGCUGUCUUCUUUUCCUCUUUCUCCUCUCCUCAUUCUCCUUUUCCUUCUUCUCCUUCUUUGCUUUGUGGUUUACUGGGUAAAUUAUUUAUAUAUUGGUAAUAUGUAUAUGUGUACUUUAAAGAUAUCACUGAAUACUGUGUAUAAAACGUAGGUACCAGUGUCAUGAAAGGGGCUGUUCAACAAGUACCUAACCUUUGGUGGUCGUAGGCUGCGUAACAAAUGUUAAGAUGGAGUGAGAUAGUAUUACAUGUACUAGUCAAAUCAUGUGACUUUUUAUUGUUCUCACCUUUAAUAUAAAGUCGAUUUGUUCUACUUCAGAUGGUAAUUGUACAUUUGUGCGGAAAGUAUUGGUCAAAUUCGUCAGUCACAAUGAAACGAAUGGCUGACAAGCGUUGUGUAAUUUUUAAGGGGAUACUAGUGUUACGAAACUGUUAAACAGCCCCGAAACGAUUUGUAUAAAAUAUUUCAGUGUAUAAAUGUGGUUGUCAAGAAGUGACUUUAAAUAUGUAGAUAAUGAAAUAAGAGUUGGUAUCUUUAAUUUGUUAUUAGAUCUGUAUAUUUCUGCAUUUUCGUUUUGUAACGUUAAUAUUUGAUACCGUCGUGUUACUUAAGAAGUGAACCGUGUCCUAUAGCGUUGUGUCGGGUUAUUAUAGCAGCGUUUUCUGUCUCUAAACUCGCUGACAUUUCAUCGUUUAAUAUUUACUUUUUAGUCAGAACUUGAAUAUUAUAAUGUACUUAUAUCUCAAAGUUGUGAAUGUGCUUCGUUAAUUACUCGUUAAUUACUGUACAAUUUUUCAUAUUGGAUUUCAUCGGUGAUUAUGGCUGUAUUUUCUAAUUUCAUUGUUAGUUUCUGCCUAUUUUGUGAUAUAAAAUAUACCCUCGUCCUUCCAAUCACACCCAAACGCACACCCAAGCACACGCACACACAUCAUCGCUUUGGGCCAAUCCUGGAUCUGGUACUGCACUUUCGUCAACGUGUCGUAAUAGCACCUGCAUUGCUUUUAUGUCCGCAGUAAGAAGUAGCUGAUUGAAGAGUUGCCUGUGGUUGGUGAAUACCUCGAUAAAUACCUUGGUUUUGUUAUUGUCGGCCUCUUAUUAAAAUACUAGCCGUCAUCCGACGCACUGGUCAAUGUGAUUGCGGUUUACGCAUGUAGGUCCAUAAUGGAUGUGCUUGAUUGAACAUACAAUGACAGAGCUCUAAGUCAAAGCUGGAAGUCGCUAUAUACCGAACAACAAAAGAAACGCAAUUAUUAAUUUAGUUCUCAUUAUUCAGUUUGAAUUCUAUUAGUUUUUGUGAGUAUUAAAAUUACCAAUAGCUUGUGUACAUUAAAGGCCCACCAACUUUGACAGUCUGUUUUCCGAAUUAAUUGUAUUAUGACAAAAAAAAAAUAUCUAUAUUUUAAAAUAUGUGUGUUUCUUUUGUUGUUAAAUAUAUUAAGAUAUGGGUUUUGUUGGGUUUUUCUGUUUUAUGCACCUACCCC